Molecule: messenger RNA, 1662 nt
Organism: Suillus bovinus
Lineage: Eukaryota; Fungi; Basidiomycota; Agaricomycetes; Boletales; Suillaceae
Exons: 10
Coding region: 1-1662 (553 amino acids)
Source: RefSeq, a predicted model, not a curated record
AUGCUCAAUUCUUGCCCAGCUUGCCAAUAUAAGCUGGUCGAUGAGCCGACUCUGGACUUCUCAAUUCUGUGUGCAUGUGAUGGGAAUAACUCAGCAAAACUCGUAGAUCCUGCAGUAUGUAGCGGUGAGGAACAUCUUGACCCUCGCUCAGGGCUAUCAUCAAUCUGGCUCAUGGAGUUGUACAUUGACCAAUUUAAAGAUGAAGUCCGAUCUGCUCGGGCACAUCAAGUUAGGCAACAACCUAGUGACCCUGACGACCUGUGGAUAGACGAACCAGACUCGAACGAUUCUGCAGAGCCACCUACCAUAUGCUGCCCUGAAUCAUGCAAGAAAAUGUUCGCUAUAUUUAAGAAGUCUGGGAUAUUUGUCACAGUGUGCCGACAUGGUUUUCUCCUUACCAUCUGUGAUAUGGUCCAAAGCGGUGAACUAAUGAAAUACCUGAUUGCUAGCAUGAAGAAGCUCAUGGACGUUCCCAGAUCUACUCUUUACAAUGUCUUUGGCAGCAAUAUACUUUAUGGGUAUGAUAUCAAAUGUGCCUUCGAAAAAAUUACACAACGGAGCUCACUCGCUGACAAUGCAAAACACCUAAACCUGCAGGACAUUGUGCCUGCCUUUCACGGGCAUGCCCACAACCGUCUUUGCCAAGUAGAGCACCAUUCGAAGUAUAAAGUUGGUGCUGGGAAAGAAGAUUUCGAGACCUGUGAACGGGUCUUUUCUGAAUCUAAUGCACUUGCUGCCCAAAUUCAAAACACCACGGAUUUCCAUCGCCACCAAGCACUUGAUCAACAUUUCUCUUUUGCUGAUUUGGACAAAUAUGCAGCCCUAUGGUCCAUGCUAACGCUGAAUGUAGCUGAGUUUAUUUAUAAUAAUUAUGUCCAAGUGCUGACAAUUAUCUCUACAACAAACAUAUUCCUCGCCAACUUCCAUGCAUCAAAUGCUGCCCUCGAGCCCAACUUCGAAGAUGAUCUCAAGGACGAGCACCAGGUUUUACAAUGCCUUGCGCGCAAGAAGGAAGAAUCCAGCAUUGAAGUUGACUAUGUGAAAGCAUUGAAUGAGUAUGACGAGGCCCAACCACCCAGAGCGGAUAAAGGCACAAUCAAUCAGCUGUUCCACAAGGCUGUAGAUGACGUUGAAUGUCUUGUCAUCAUGCAUCUGCUUGAGUUGACUAAGUUGCAAAUGAGUGGACUAGUAGGUUACAAGCUUCGCACUCAAAUCUCCAAGGCACUCAAAAAGUAUUCUUUCCUUGCCGAAUUUGAUUUGCUACGGGAAACAGAUGGGGAGAUCCAGUCGAAGAGAUGGGCCAACCCAUCUUACCGACACGCGUCUACACAAUAUUUUGAGCACCAGCGUGCUAAUGAAGAGAUUCAUCGGCUGAAUGUCGAGAUGCAAGAUGAUGCCAUUGAUUAUCCCCACGCCAUCGCACAACUUCAGUCCAAUGACCCACCCCUUGCAGCCGAACUCUGGCUUGGGCCAAAGAGUCCUGGCACUCGUGUAGGUCAGGUUGAUGUUGUGUGCGCUUAUCCCUAUGAAGCUGUACCACAUGAACAGGAUAGAGAGGACGGAGAUGGAGAUGACACAGAGCUUGGGCAACAGUUGGAAGACGUACGAGCUUACAUUGAGGGACUAGAUCAUCACCGUGUGGACUUAGAACUUGCAGGAUAG